Molecule: messenger RNA, 714 nt
Organism: Penicillium crustosum
Lineage: Eukaryota; Fungi; Ascomycota; Eurotiomycetes; Eurotiales; Aspergillaceae
Exons: 1
Coding region: 1-714 (237 amino acids)
Source: RefSeq, a predicted model, not a curated record
AUGGCGUUUAAGUAUCUUCAGUUCGAGCCAUAUGGGGAUAAGCUAAUCCGAUGGAUGGAAAAUACCAACGAACCCGGAUGCCCGGUUCCCAGAUCUACUCUCACCAUAUGGACCCUGCCAGAGCCUAUUCUCUGGCAUAGCGAGCAUGAAAGGGAAUGGCUGUCACCAGAACAGAUUGACUGUAUUGUGGGUAGUAGGCUGCCACUUGGACAACUAAUUCCAAAUGACAUGUAUCCUAUAGAAUCCCCGUGUCUACGGCAGUCAAUCAUCAAGACCCGGGGUGGGGUCACAGGGUUGAUUGGGACGAUUGGACCAGGCUUGCUUUUCAUCUACUCUAUUAGACGACGUUCUGCGUCGAAUGAUCCGCACGUGUCUGAGCUUGCCAAGAUUGCCUAUGAAACGCAUUUUCCGUUGGAGAGCGUGAAGCAUGUAAUUGUCAACGAGGUACAGGAAAAUGCAACUGAACCAUUUAUCGAGGAGCAAAUCUACCCAUCCCGUAAGGAACUUAUCUAUCCUUCUGCAGAGCCUCAAACUUGGGAUUACGCCACACCGGAGUUUAGGGCUAUUAUGGGUACGCCUAUCGGUAAGGUUGUCGGAUCCUUCAUUCUGGGUUCGUUUGGCCAGGGGGUGAAACGGGUUUCCCGCAUUGUUACUCUCCAAAGAGGCCCUGAGCUGCAUAAACUAGACAUUCGUUUUGAUAUCGAGGAUGUUUGA